Messenger RNA from Brassica napus (rape), 932 nucleotides. RefSeq names its product cyclin-dependent protein kinase inhibitor SMR8. The record is from RefSeq and is a predicted model, not a curated record. Bases 349 to 681 code for a protein of 110 amino acids. NCBI's taxonomy places the organism in Eukaryota, Viridiplantae, Streptophyta, Magnoliopsida, Brassicales, Brassicaceae. The transcript has a single exon. Gene Ontology annotation, biological process: regulation of DNA endoreduplication.
AAUGUCAUUGUCUUUCUAUAGUACAUUUUUGUAUCCGAUAAUUAAAUUUGAAAAAAAAAAAAAAAAACCUUUUUCAUAAUAUUUUAGUCAGAGGAAGAGGAAAAUUACCGAACUGAAUCGACACCGAUCUGAUUGAUGCAUUCAAUUCCUUGUUGACUAUAAAAGCGGUCUGUCCCCCUUCACUUCACAUUCGCCACCAACGUUAGAAAGAGAGAGAACAAGAGCAACAAGUCUCAUUCAACUUCACAAAAUCAAUACUACCUAAAGAUUCCCAAAAACCAAAGCAAGCCUUUGAUUACUUUUGUUAAUCACUUGCUCUGUUUUCUCUUAAUCCACAUCCAAUAACUCAUGGGACAUUCCGACAAAUCUUACAACCAACUCGAAGGAGAGAUACGUGAAGCCACCGACGCUAAAAAAUGGGUUUUCGCUGGUAUUCCUCCACGUUCGCCGCUCAAGCCAAUUAACUCCUCUUCCGACGUCACAGUCAGCGAAACAGAGGAUCAAGAUCAGUGUCCGACGACACCCACAGCGGUUUCCGUCAGAAUUCCAAGAGUCCCGCCGUGCCCAGCCGCACCAAAGAAGCGGAAGCCGUCGUCCAAGUGCAGCUACAUUGCCACCGGUAGAGAGUUCUUCUGUCCACCAGACCUCGAAACCGUUUUCAUUCAGAGAGCUGCUAGUUAACUCUGUUUUCACAACUCUCUACUUCUCAUUCUAACCUUUUUUAGGGUUGUAAUAUUCUUCUCGAUUCUGGUUAAGUUUUAGAUUCUGAACCUACUCUUAUGCUCUUUAUGUGUUUUUUCAGUUCUAGGCUUCUAGUAAUGUUAGGACACUAAUUAAGGUUGCUGAAUAGAAAGUCUUUCGUGUUUAUGUACAAUUAUCCCCCUUUUCUAGUAGAAUCAAUAAAUAUAUGACAUGUCGUUUGUAGCUUGGUU